Molecule: messenger RNA, 4031 nt
Organism: Branchiostoma floridae (Florida lancelet)
Lineage: Eukaryota; Metazoa; Chordata; Leptocardii; Amphioxiformes; Branchiostomatidae
Exons: 1
Coding region: 679-3105 (808 amino acids)
Biological process (GO): protein phosphorylation; cell surface receptor protein tyrosine kinase signaling pathway; homophilic cell-cell adhesion
Cellular component (GO): signaling receptor complex; membrane
Molecular function (GO): transmembrane receptor protein tyrosine kinase activity; ATP binding; calcium ion binding
Source: RefSeq, a predicted model, not a curated record
GUGCCAAAUUUCAACUCAUUCGAUGAAAAAAUGAGCCUGUUAUAAAACCAGUGUCAUUACUUUUUGAAGGCCCCUCGUAAUUACAGUCACAUAGAUAGCCUCUAUGGUUUCUGAAAAGUAAACCAAUUCUAUACAUUGAAACAAUAGCAGUAAAACAUUAUCGGCUGGCGACAGACGUCAUUGUAGUAUUUCAGAGCUUCUCCAAGCAGAGGUUUCGGUCGAGUGGGCUAGGAGUGUUGGCGAUUUGCAACGUUCCUCUCCCUGCUAAAAAUAUCGACCGAAACCUCUGCUUGGAGAAUACUGCUGUGCUUCACAUAGUUUUCCUCUCACGUCUCGUUUCUAUCGUGACUGCCGUAUCCAGGCAUUUGUAGAGAUUUUUUGAGAACACAACAGUGCAUAGACGUAUUUCUUGAAUUUUUUUUCGUUGUAUUCUAACUUUUUUAACCAAAGCAAGAGUUUCUGAAUAGUGCGUCACUGUGAGUUUCGGUGAGCAUUGUUUUUGUUCCGCUUUCCAUUGUGACACACGAAUGCGCACGCCCCCACCUGUAGCUAUAAAUGUCACAGGGUGACAAAUAGGGUAAGGGCAUAGAGGUCAAUGGUAAGGGUUAUCUUAACCCAGGCCCAUUGUGGAGAGGGAUUUGUUUCAAGGGUUGCCUGACGGUGAGUGGUAUCAAAACUAUGGCGGCGGACCAUUCUGGCUUGGGCCUCCCCUACAUUUGUGGAUUCCUCGUUGCCUGUUUGGUGGGAUGUUAUUGUUCCGAGGAGGAGAAGACCGUGCCCGUCUCCGAAAAUGCCGACGUUGGGACAGCAGUUGUCAACAUACCUCUGCAUUUUGGCAUAACGUUACCAGCAGAAAAAGCGGAACUUCCGUGUCUUAUUGUAGACGGAGACCAGUAUGGCCGCUUCGCUGUGAACGAAAACUGCACCCUUCAUGUCUCCAACCCCCUGGAUUACUUGGUCCAGUCGGAAUAUGUUCUUAAAGUCCUCAUCUUAGGACACCUUGACGGCGAGGUGAAGUUAAGGCUACAAGUCAUCGACGUCCAGGGCUAUCCUCCCGUCUACAACGCCACCUGUGAGACACCUGUGGUUAAACAGACCGGAGAAGAUCGAGGCUGGUUAUUGAAGGUGGAUGGAAAAGCGGAGGCUGUAACGAGCGAUGGAGACGUUUUGUCGUCAACAGUAAGACUUACUGACCCUAAAGACUUACACCUGCAUCCACGGCCACAUUUAAUAGUGAACACAGAUAACGGGGACUGCAGGGCUGAUGUGUUUUGGGCUGUCUUCUACGGGAAUGACGAAGUGGCUGCAGAACAGUUGUGGUCAGCAGAGAUACAUUCUUUAUCAUGUUUCAGUGGGCCCAGUUCGGAUCAGAAUAUCGUAGUCGUCAACUUGAUCAAUAAACAGGCGGAUUACGAUCCUCGGUUGAGUUACGUUCAAGACAACGUCCCUAAUGACUGGAUGAUGAACAAAUUUCAGGAAUUCAUCGUUUACCUUUCUCUGACAACAUCGUCAAGAAAUCAACGACGUUUCGUGUGCCAGCUACCAGAAACAAUACCGCCCAUACGAAUUAGACCAGUAUCAGGGUCUGACUUAACAGUGGACAUUGUUGCCAUCAACUACUUCUGGAUAGACAUUAAACCAACCGGCUGUCCUCCAGGAAGAUACGGCUUCGCUUGCCAGAACGUGUGUAUAUGCAAACACGGGGCCUAUUGCCAUGCCUUUAACGGAGCCUGCAAGUGUCAGCGUCGAUGGACAGGUGUCGCCUGUGAUAUUUCCAAAGACGUCAUCUCCAUUGUAGCGACACCUAGCGAUCCGCGUGAUCUGUACAUAUCCGGAAACGUGACGCUACGCUGCAAAGUGUACGACGUUGAUGUCGUGACAACGUCUUGGAUAUUUCCAAACGGGUCAACAAAGAUGGUGACAGAUACCGAUGACAACGAAAUUAUGAUCACCGACAUAAAGACAACGGAUAAUGGACCGUACACCUGUCAGGUAAACGACUCACGUGGGGAAGUUUUCAAGACAGACAUAGUGCUGGACGUUGACAGUUGUGCCCCAGGAAGAACAGGUGAACACUGUGAGACCGUGUGCGGCUGCCUGCACGGCGCCAGUUGUGACCGGUGGGCUGGCUGCGUGUGCCCCGCUGGGUGGACGGGACCGGUGUGCCAGUCCGCAUGUCCCCAGGGCACGUACGGAUAUGGCUGUAAUAAGACUUGUGACUCUGAAAACGGUGUGUGUCUGCCUAGAGACGGCUCGUGCAACUGCACAGAGGGUUGGGUCGGCCUGGACUGUAGCAAACCCUGUUUACCUGGACGUUACGGGUGGAGCUGCCAUCAGAUCUGCACCUGUAGAAACAACGCCACCUGUCAUCACGUGGACGGCACCUGCAAAUGCUCGGCGGCCUGGACAGGACCUACAUGUGAGGUAUCGGUUUUUCGAAAUGACGCGCCGCUUACAUUUCUUGUGCCCCUCAUCUCAGUAGUAGUUUUUGUGCUCAUAAUGCUAGUUGUGCUGUAUAAGAAAAGGCGCAUAACUUGCUGCGUACGCGAGGACAAAGAGGAGACCAGGCGUCUCGAGUUAAAACGCUUGGAAGAGGACAUUAAAGAGGACUUGCAGCCGGGAUGGCUGAGGCGAUGGGAAAGGAAGUCCAACCAUCUUUCCCCCGGACCUAUGAUUGGAAUGGGGAUGUUUGGCUAUGUGAGAAAAUCACAGUUACGUACACCUGUUGGGGAAGUCACCGUCGCUGCUAAGUCGGUUCGAACUGAGGAUACGCAAUGCUAUCGUGACUUUUGUAGAGAGGCUGCCAUACUGGUAGCUAUACAUGAAGAGAAGGAUCACAAAACGUCCGAGUCAAAUAUCAUCCAACGGUUAAGGAUCACCCAUCGCGAUGUGGCGGCGCGCAAUGUCCUGAUCACUCGGGGUGAUGUCGCCAAGCUUGCCGACUUCGGGUUAGCCAGGGAUGUCUACACCAACACUCAGUACGUGGCUGCGAAUGGACAGGGCAAUGUGCCGGUUCCACUCAAGUGGAUGGUAUAUACAUGUAUGUUUGUGUAUAUAUUUGCGUUUGUUUAUGUAUGUUUCAUUGUUUCAUAUGAAUCCUGGUAGACUAGCCCUAAAUAGGGCUAAAGGGUAUCGGAAUAAAGGAAUAAAGGAAGGAUGGCGCUGGAGUCCUUACAGUCCUGCAAAUACACAUGUCAGAGCGACGUUUGGUCGUUUGGCGUGUUUUUGUGGGAGAUCGCUACACUCGGAGACGAACCACAUUACGACGGACGCCUGCAACUGAACUGCCCUGAGCUGGUAGGGCUUCUUCGGCGUGGCGUCAGGCUCAGACUUCCGCCAGAAUGUCCAGGUACUCUGUACGGAAUAAUGACGUCAUGUUGGUCCUCUGACCCAUCGGGAAGACCCAGUCCAGAAAAACUGAUCGAACGCUUAAAUGAAGUACGGACGGAAGGCUGUCUACUUGUCGAAUUUGAGACGUCCGUUUAGUAGUCUUAAUCAUUCGUAGUACACAUCAACUUCGUAGUUAUCAUCAUUCCUGUGAGAAUUUAAGACAUCCAUGUCAUAAUCAUAAUCAUUCCAGCUGUAUGAAUCUAAGAAAUCCAUUCGAUGCGCAUAUUAGUAAUCAUGCGUAAUCACAUUAGUAAUCAAUUUUGUUUUGAUUUGAUUUGAGACAUUCAUUAAGUAGCAUUAUGUAUGCUUAUACAUGUAUAUGUAUGAUACUUACUAUGCAAUUAGAUUGCGUUUAGAAAUAAAUAAGCAGUAUUUUUCGUCACUUAUAUGUAGAUUUUGAAAUACAGUAAACUAUUUCAUGGAGACCUGGUAUGAGAUAUAACGUUACUUUUACAACUUUUUAUGUGAUUGAAGAACAUCUAUGGCAAGCUGAUAGAGGAAGCAAUGAAAGAGGCCAACUGAACUGGACAAAUGAACUGAACUGUCUACGUCUUUGUAUUGGAAUGACUUCUGGUUGUCGAGUAUUGGUCAGAAUUGUAAAGUCGGGAAAAAGAAGAACAACAAAUAAAGUUGCACGAAUU